This is a messenger RNA of Cetraspora pellucida, 3220 nucleotides long. NCBI's taxonomy places the organism in Eukaryota, Fungi, Glomeromycota, Glomeromycetes, Diversisporales, Gigasporaceae. The record is from the annotation of a GenBank genome assembly.
ACCUAACACACAGGCCCCACCACCACAAGUAGUUGCUGGGAUCCCUCCAAAUGCUAGACCGACACAUGUUACUGGUGGGCGUCCUCCAACAAAUUUCACUCAACAGGGUUUUCCAGGAUCACCUGCUCAAGGAACUAGACCCACUAUGCCUGUUCAGCAGGGUCCAACAAUAGGGAUUCCACCUGGACCGCGACCCCCCAUGGCACCACUACAGGUUGGUCCAGGAUAUCAACAAACUUCAUCUCAAUAUGCCCCUCGGCCUCCACCAGGAAAUGAAGGCAUUGAUAGUAUUUUACCGAAUAUAAGUAAUGUAAGAAUAAGCCAAGAUCCCCCUAUUCAAAAUCAAUCUUCUCAGAUCGAUCAGCAAACCAGAUCUCCAAAACAAAAUCGUUCUAAGCGUGCACACCAUGAUCUUGGUCCUCAGCCACAUUCUUCUGUCCCUUCAACGCCUAGUUAUCACCAGCCGCCAACAAACAAUGCGUCACAGACGGGACAAGCACCUACACAACCCAUGUAUACUUCAAUGGUUUCACAGCCUACUUCUGCUGGACAAGGGAUAAACCAACCUCAAUAUACGCAACCUCCGCAGCUCCACGUUCCUCAACAACCGCCAGCGUCCCAGUAUACACAACCUCCACAACUCCCAGUUCCUCAACAACCACCAGUACCUCAAUACGCGCAACCACCACAGCUUCCAGUUCCACAACAACCACCAGCACCUCAGUACGCGCAACCACCACAGCUUCCAGUUUCACAACAACCACCAGCACCUCAGUACACGCAACCUCCACAGCUUCCCGUUCCUCAACAACCUCCGCCAAUGGUACGUCCUAACGCUCCUAGGUCUCGCAUUGAUCCUAAUCAAAUUCCAUCACCGGUAGUCGUUCAGGAACAAGAUCAACAUCUAUUUGAUGAGCAACCAUAUAUGACUCGUUCUAAGUCAACAAUACCACUCGCAAGUACUGAUUUUAGAGCUAUUGAUGAAGGUAAUUCCAACCCUAGGUUUAUUAGAUUGACCUUAUAUUCUAUACCACAUACCGAAGAACUUCUUCAAACAUCCCAUCUACCCCUGGGUGUCAUAUUACAACCUUUGGCCAAGUUGAGAAGCGAUGAGGCUCCAAUCGAACUCGUCAAUUUUCAAGAUAAUGGACCGGUUCGUUGUAGGCGGUGCAAAGCAUAUAUAAAUCCCUACGUAAUGUUUGUGGAGGGUGGACAAAAAUUUAUAUGCAAUAUGUGUUUAUUUUCUAAUGAAGUUCCUUCGGAAUAUUUCUGCAACUUGGACAUGAAUGGACUUCGUGCAGAUAUAGAUCAAAGGCCAGAAUUAAAAUAUGGGACAGUGGAAUUUACAGCACCACAAGAAUAUUGGGCUCGGCCACCUACUCCUUUAUCCUAUAUUUUUGCCAUCGAUGUUUCCUGGAAUUCCAUAAAAAGUGGAAUGCUUGCAAAAUGUGUUGAAACAAUUAAGGAUAUCCUGUAUAAUUCUCAGAAUGGUAUACCACCUGGAGGUAAAAUUGGUAUCAUUACUUUCGACAAAGAUAUUCAUUUUUAUAAUUUGCAGCCGCAACUGGAACAGGCGCAAAUGUUGGUUGUAUCUGAUAUUAAUGAUGUCUUUGUCCCGCUUAGUUCUGGGCUUUUGGUUGAUCCAACGCAAUCCAGAGCCGUAAUUGAAGGUCUCUUAGAUUCCUUACCAGCAAUGUUCGCUGAAAAUAAGAUUAUAGAACCUGUAUUAGGUGCUGUAGUUAAGGCAGUUCACAUGGCUUUGAGCGACACUGGUGGUAAACUCUUAAUAUUUCAAACAGCUCUCCCGACACUUGGACCAGGGUCAAUAAGACACCGCGAAGAUUCAAAGCUUUAUAAUACUGAUAAAGAAAAGACAUUAUUUGGUCCACAGGAUAAUUAUUAUAAGACAUUGGCAAUCAGUUGUGUGGAUUCCGGAAUUUGCAUCGACUUAUUUCUAUUUCCCAAUGCGUAUAUUGAUGUUGCAACUAUAGGAUUGCUAUCAUGUUUAACUGGAGGUGAGACUUACUUUUAUCCCAACUUUGAUGCUCAAAGAGAUGGGGAAAAAUUCGUUUAUGAGUUGAAACAGAACUUCUCCAGAGAAUUCGGAUACAACGCGCUUAUGAGAAUUCGAUGUUCCAAUGGUCUCAAAAUUGCUGAUCAUUUCGGCAAUUUUAACAUGCGAAAUACGACUGAUCUUGAGCUUGCAGGUAUUGAUAGUGACAAAGCGUUUGGUGCUUUACUCAAAUAUGAUGGCAAACUGGACGAAAAAACAGACGCGUAUAUUCAAUGUGCCCUUUUAUAUACGACGUCAUCGGGACAACGUCGAGUACGAACUCACAACUUAAGUGUUAGCGUAACACAACUUCUUGGUAACGUUUUUAGGCAUGCUGAGAUGGAUACUACGGUGAACUUUUUAGCUAAGCAGGCGGUAUCGAAUACGUUAAAUAAGUCGUUACGUGAUAUACGUGAUCAGCUGACAGACAAAUGUGUGAAAAUAUUAAUGUCUUAUAGAAGGCACUGUGCAUCUUCAAGCUCUCCUGGUCAGUUGAUCUUACCUGAGGCGUUCAAAUUAUUUCCCCUAUAUGCUUUAACGAUGUUAAAAUCCAAAGCUCUUCGGGGUGGUGCUAACCUCACAAGUGAUGUCCGAGUAAAUUGCAUGCGUUUGAUAAAGAGUAUUGGUGUAUCACAAAGUAUCGUAUUGUUUUAUCCACGACUUUUUCCCGUUCAUAAUCUUUCUGAUCAGGCUGGAUAUCCGGACCAACGCGGUAUAAUCCAAUUGCCUCCAUUAAUACGCGGGUCAUAUGCGAGAUUUGAAGAAAAUGGUGCUUAUUUAUUAGAAAAUGGUCAGGUGCUAAUGUUUUGGUUAGGUAGACAAGUAUCACAAGAUUUUAUACGUAAUGUUUUUGGAGUGGAAUCUGUCGAACAUAUUGAUUCAAAAAUUAGUGUCCUUCCUGCAUUAGAAAACCAGACAUCGGUGCAAAUACGUUCUAUCAUAGCACAUUUACAGUCGCAAAGGUCAAAACAUUUGCGUUUAACAAUUGUAAGAACGCAAAUAGACCCUUCAGAAAUUGAAUUCAAUAGCUUACUUGUUGAAGAUGAGAACAAUGGUGCUAUGUCAUAUGUUGAUUACUUAUGCUACAUUCAUAAGCAGAUUCAAACGGAAGUUAAAUUAGAAAUUAAUACUACUAAAGGUGAAAAACAUGAAACAUACAAGAAAUAG